AUGAACCAGAACGUGACCCUCUCCUGCCACUCAGACUCUGGAUCUCCACCUAUCAGAUACACCUUGUUUAAACGCAAUCAGAAGGUAUCCACUUUAAAUAGGCCAGACUUGACCCCCGGUUUAUUUAACUGGACUAUCAACUCUGCCAGUGACGUGGGUGAAUACAAAUGCAAAGCUGAGAAUAACAUCUCCCGUGGUGGAAAAUACAGCAACAGUCUCAACUUCACCCUUAUAGAGCCAAUUUCCAAACCAGUGCUGAGCUCACCCAACUCUCAAGCAAAGAAAGCCCAGAAUGUGACCCUGUCUUGUCUCUCAGAGAAUGGCUCUCUUCCUAUCACAUACAUAUUCUUCAAAGGAAGACAAAGCAUUUCCCCCCCAGUGAAGAUGCAGAAGAGGGAAGCAGCUGUGAUUUUUCUAUUUAUCAAUUCCUCUAGUGACUUUGGAACCUAUAAAUGCAGAGCUGAAAAUAGCUUUCGCAAUAAUACAAAAUACAGCAACAGUUUCAACUUUACAUUAGCAGAAGAGAGAAGCCAUUCUCAAACCUUGAUCAUUUCUCUUGCGCUGAUCUUGCUACUAUUAGUAAUAGGAUUUGCUCUGGCAAUUCCAUUUUUCAUAAUUCCUUCAUAUAAAGCAAGAAAAUUUAAGUCUGCUAGGUCCUCAACUGGCCUUACUUCAACAAUGAACGCAGAAGAGUCUGAAAACUACAUCAUAUACACGGAGAUUGAGCCUGUUAAACCAGAAGAAGAAUAUGUCAACUUUUCUGUUAUUAGAAGAGAAGAUGAAAAAGGUGAAAACCUCAAGCUAUAA
Messenger RNA from Fulmarus glacialis (Northern fulmar), 807 nucleotides. RefSeq names its product mast cell immunoglobulin-like receptor 1 (gene MILR1). Lineage: Eukaryota; Metazoa; Chordata; Aves; Procellariiformes; Procellariidae. The coding region runs from base 1 to 807 and encodes 268 amino acids. The record is from RefSeq and is a predicted model, not a curated record. The transcript is spliced from 5 exons. Gene Ontology annotation, molecular function: transmembrane signaling receptor activity. Gene Ontology annotation, biological process: cell surface receptor signaling pathway.